AUGCCUCUAUAUGGACAAGUCAUCAUUGGACCACCCGGUAGUGGAAAAACUACGUAUUGUGAUGAAAUGAGCAAGUACUUACAAGAAAUGGGCAGACGAGUAGCCAUAAUCAAUAUAGAUCCAGCCAAUGAUUCAUUGUGUUACAAAGCAGCAAUUGAUAUAUCAGAACUUAUUACAGUUGAAGAUGUUAUGGAUUAUGUAAAUUUAGGACCCAAUGGAGCUCUGAUUUAUUGUAUAGAAUACUUGGAAAAGCGGCUUGAUUGGUUGUUGGAAAAAUUAAGGAAACUGACUGAUUAUUAUUUAUUUUUUGAUUGUCCCGGACAGGUAGAAAUAUACACUCAUCAUAACUCAAUGAAAAAUAUUAUGUCUGCAAUUAAAAAUGAAUUAGAUUUGCGGUUAUGUUGUGUACAACUCAUUGAUUGUCAUUAUUGCAGUGAUCCAGGUAAAUACAUUUCAGCACUUCUGAUGUGUACAUCUACUAUGUAUCAAAUGGAAUUGCCUCAUGUGAAUAUAUUAUCAAAAAUAGAUAUAGCUGUUAAACAUAAGUCAAAGCUAUUAUUCAAUUUAGAUUUUUAUACAGAUGUAUUGAGUCUUGAUCAGCUAUUGGAUGCAUUGCAAAAUGAUCCCCACACUUCAAGGUAUCAUCGUUUAAAUAAAGCUAUAGUUAGUCUAAUUGAGGGGCAAAAUAUUGUUUCAUUUGUACCGCUUAAUGUGAAGGAUAAACGUACCUUGGAAUUGGUAAGAAAGAAUAUCGAUAGAGCUAAUGGGUACAUUUUUAACCCCGAAGAGAAUCAAAAUGCUGCAAUGCUAAACUCAGUUAUGCAAUUGGAUAUCAACGAUUUAACUCUUGACGUUUUAGAAGAUUUACCUAAAUCAGAUUCAUUAGAUACAAUGAUGCAAACCUAA
Molecule: messenger RNA, 906 nt
Organism: Macrosiphum euphorbiae (potato aphid)
Lineage: Eukaryota; Metazoa; Arthropoda; Insecta; Hemiptera; Aphididae
Source: the annotation of a GenBank genome assembly